This is a messenger RNA of Meleagris gallopavo (turkey), 885 nucleotides long. The record is from RefSeq and is a predicted model, not a curated record. Lineage: Eukaryota; Metazoa; Chordata; Aves; Galliformes; Phasianidae.
CUCUUUCUUUUUCUGUUACAGAGCUCCAACAUGGGAGGCAAACUGAGCAAGAAGAAGAAGGGGUACAGUGUCAAUGAUGAAAAAGCUAAAGACAAAGACAAGAAGGCUGAAGGAGCAGCAACUGAGGAAGAGGAGACUCCAAAGGAGGCUGAGGAUGCCCAGCAAACCACAGAGACCACAGAAGUGAAGGAGAACAAUAAAGAGGAGAAGGUCGAGAAGGAUGCUCAGGUCGCUGCCAAUAAGACAGAAGAAAAAGAAGGGGAGAAAGAGAAAACAGUGACCCAAGAAGAAACCCAGAAAGCAGAACCAGAGAAGUCAGAGGCUGUUGUCGAUGCGAAAGUAGAGCCACAGAAGAACAACGAACAGGCAGCCAAGCAAGAGGAGCCAGCUGCAGCCUCUGCUCCUGCUGCCAGUAGUGAAGCACCCAAAACUUCUGAGCCUAGCAGCGAUGCAAAAGCUUCCCAGCCUUCAGAAGCCACAGCUCCCAGCAAAGCAGAUGACAAGAGCAAAGAGGAAGGGGAAGCCAAAAAGACUGAGGCUCCCGCAACGCCUGCAGCCCAAGAAACUAAAAGCGAAGUGGCCCCAGCUUCAGACUCAAAACCUAGCAGCAGCGAGGCUGCACCUUCUUCCAAGGAGACCGUAGCAGCCACAGCAGCACCUAGUUCCACUGCCAAGGCCUCGGACCCAUCAGCCCCACCAGAGGAAGCGAAACCUUCUGAAGCCCCAGCGACUAAUUCGGAUCAAACCAUAGCAGUGCAAGAUUAAAUUGGACAGCCUGUUGAAACAACCACUUUAAACAACCUGUGUCUUUUUUUUAUUUUUUCAGCUAUACUAACUCGUUUCAGAUCUGAAAUAACAAAAAGUAUUGCCCAGAAAGAGAAGGAA